CUCUAAAGUGCGAUGGGGACGCUAAAGUGCGAUGGUCACGCUAAAGUGCGAUGGUCUACGCUAAAGUGCGAUGGUAAGAUACGCUAAAGUACGAUGGUAUGUCAUAUAAAGUAGAACACGCUAAAGUCCGAUGCCUCAAUACGCUAAAGUGCGUUUUUCCGCGAAAGUGCAUUUGUUCGCGAAAGUAUUUACGUUCGGAACGUUAACUAUUAUUAUGACGUUAUAAGCCGUUUAUACAAACAAACAAAAUGGAAGUGCCGCUGCCGUUAAACUUAAAUAUGUGUCCAAAUGAAGGAUUUAUUCUUGACAAAAAAAGAAAGAAAAGAGAAACAAAUGAUCCGAAUCCGGAACACUUUUGGUCGGUUUUAGAAGAGGUAAAUUUAAUUUGUAAAAAGAAAUUUGAUGAAAACAGCUGGGGUGCUAAAAAAAUAAAAGAGCAACUAAGUUUACAAAUGAGUGAGACAAGUGUAAGAAAAUAUUUGUCCAACUUUCUUUAUGAUGAUGAUACCUGUGCAUUGUACCACAGAAGUACUAAGAUUGGAGACAAUCACAGAAGAGUUUUAUCAAAAGAACAAAUGAUAGCUGAAAUUAAUGCCAACCAUAAAAUUGAUCACCGUAAAAGUGACGCGGUAUAUGAAACACUUAGAAAGACCUAUUUUCCCGUAGUUCGGGAAAAUACAAGAUUACUGUUCAAGCAACAUAUAAAAUGUUCCCAAUGCCUAGCAGCUGUAGAUCUACCAAAAACUCAAAUAACCAGAAGACCUAUACCGGCUACCUAUUCAAAUAGUAGGUGGCAAAUGGAUAUGAAGAAAAUGCCCCCAUGCAAAGGUUACAAUUAUAUAUGCAACAUAGUUGACUGUUACAGCCGCUUUGCCUUUGGUGGACAUCUUAAACAGAAGACGGCAAAAGAAGUGUCGGAAUUGCUUUUGAAAUUCAUCUACAUAUUUGGCCCACCUCGGAUUCUCCAGACUGAUAACGGCAAAGAAUUUAAUAAUGCUGAUCUUUGUGCAGUAAUUGAUGAGUUUAAGACAAGAAAAAUUAAUGGUCGUCCGUACCAUCCCCAAUCACAAGGUUAGUCAUGAAAAAACUUUAUUGUACUGCAUUAAUAAAUGAUAAUUUAGUUUCACUUAUCUAUUUAAAAAAUAAAUACAAAUACAAUUAUAUUUUGCCUUUACGUUUCAUUUACAGGACUGGUGUACUUCUUAAACAGGCCGUUCUUAACACAAUUUUAAUACCUUUAACGUAAACAAACAACAAGUAAAAAAUUACUAAUUUACGAAAUCAUUAGCUCUAAAUAUAUAAUUACUAAAUUAUGUAAUCUUAAAUCAUUUUAAUCUAAAUAAUUGCCUCUAAUGUUUCAAAGAAAUCGACAUUUGAACAAGCACAAAUAAAGCAAAAAAAUAUAUGUAUACCCUUUAUUUGUACAAUAGUCAGCUAAUUGCUGGAUAAAAAAAAAAUAUGUACAUUGUUGGAAAAUAUAACAUUUAUGUGGAGUCGCUGCAAAACAGGAGAAUAGCUUGGCGAGCCUCAUGUUUUGUUUUGUUUUAAAGCUUUAUUAUCUUUAAAAUUGUAUAUUAACAAAUAUAUGUAAUCUGCAAACCAUUAAAACACAUUUUUACACAAUAAUUUCAGGACAUGUAGAAAGAUUUAACAGGACUGUAGUCGCAUACUUUAGAGCCCAAUUUGUUGAUACUAGAGAUUGGCCAAGUUUACUAGGAGAAUUUUAUUAUAAAUACAACAACAGAUUCAACAAAUCCACUAGACCCAUGACACCCCACCAAAGAUUUUUUAAGAGGCCAAAUUUUUCAAUGGCAUUAGAAGAACAGGUUGCAAAGUGUAAUUUGACUAAAGAGGAAAAAGAAUUUCUAGAAAUGGCUCACUUGGAUGUUGAAGAAGAUGAUGACGACAACAAUAACUUGGCCUUAAAUGAAAACUUAAAAUCAGUGAAAAUUAAUGAAAUUACAGAUGCAGAAGAGAGUCAUAUUAAUCAGAAAGAUAAUGAAGUUCAGCAGUCUGAGAUGCUACAUCAUACCAUAACUACGGACUCUGCAACAAUUGGUGCAUCAAAUACAAAUUUUGAGAUUAACAGUAAAGAUGUGGUUAAUAAAGCAUCAGAGAAUAAAGCCGGAGAAAUUGCCAUAAUGGAUGCAGAAAAUGAUUACCAGGAAUUUGUUGAAGCGAUGUGGCACACAAAAAUUACCAACAGGAUCAAAGAAAGUGAAUUAGCAAUAUCUGCAAAUGCAACUAUAACUAGUAAUGAGUCCGUAAAUGGCGUAGAAAAUGUUGAGGUCAAUAAUACUGUACAGACUUACGAUAGAUAUAACGAAAUGAUACCAUCACAACAGCAACUCCAAAUGUCUCAACCACUGCAAGAUAUCACAAAUUCUCAAAUGAUGCGCAAUACAAGUUUACAUCAAUCAGAAGUUAGCCCAUAUUAUAAAGACUUGUAUGCAAGAAAAUUUAUACAACGUACUGAUUCUGGUAUAGCAGGCCUGAAACGCCGUCAUUUGGAAACAGAAAUGUAUAUGUCUCAGAAUCGUGAAGAAUGGGACAGUAGCUUGUAUCCGGAGGAGUUGUUUCCUAAAAAAGUAUCCAAACUUACAGAAAUGCAAACUUUUCAUCCCGCAGUUAACUGCAGUAAUAGACUUUAAACCAAAUUCAGCUUUGUCCGCGGGUACAAACGUUUUUCUGUCCGGGUAUUGGAAGAAAGGACUUGUUAUGAAUAUUGAAAAUGAUGACAGUAAAGGGAAGGUGUAUACCAUAAAGGAGCUUGAAAAUGGCAAAAUUCACCAAGUUUCAAAAUAUUUGAUUCGUCCGAAUUUGAUUUAGAUAUCUAUUUUAUGAAUUCCGUGUCAUUUUAAAA
Mytilus trossulus (common blue mussel) is the source of this 2863-nucleotide messenger RNA. RefSeq lists its product as uncharacterized. NCBI's taxonomy places the organism in Eukaryota, Metazoa, Mollusca, Bivalvia, Mytilida, Mytilidae. The coding region runs from base 1767 to 2651 and encodes 294 amino acids. The transcript is spliced from 8 exons. The record is from RefSeq and is a predicted model, not a curated record.